Messenger RNA from Andrographis paniculata, 1583 nucleotides. RefSeq names its product elongation factor 1-gamma 2-like. Gene Ontology annotation, molecular function: translation elongation factor activity; glutathione transferase activity. Bases 178 to 1431 code for a protein of 417 amino acids. NCBI's taxonomy places the organism in Eukaryota, Viridiplantae, Streptophyta, Magnoliopsida, Lamiales, Acanthaceae. Gene Ontology annotation, biological process: translational elongation. The transcript is spliced from 8 exons. The record is from RefSeq and is a predicted model, not a curated record.
GCAGCACAGACGCCUACUACAUAUAUAUAUAUAAUAGUAGGAUCCGUUUUCUAAGAACCCUGAACCCUAGGCCUCCUCGCUGCUCUUGCCCUCUUCCUUGCCCCUGCCACAACACAGCGGCUCGACUCGCAUCCCUUGGCUUCGUGCAUCUGGACUUGUUGGAAUAUAUCUGAAGCCAUGGGUCUGGUUUUGCACUGUCCUCCAAACAAGAAUGCCUUCAAGGUGCUUAUUGCUGCAGAAUAUUGUGGUGUAAAGAUUGAUCUAGUUAAGGAUUUUCAAAUGGGUGUAUCAAACAAGACCCCAGAAUUUAUCAAGAUGAAUCCCAUGGGGAAGGUACCUGUGCUUGAAACACCCGAUGGUCCGAUCUUUGAAAGCAACGCCAUUGCGCGUUAUGUGGCCAGAUUGAAUCCUAAUGCACCCUUAUUUGGUUCUUCUGCUAUUGAAUAUGGCCAGAUUGAGCAAUGGAUUGAUUUUUCUGCUACCGAAAUCGAUGCAAAUAUUGGAAAUUGGUUGUUUCCGCGACGUGGUUACCGUGUGUAUCUUCCUCCGGCUGAGGAGGCUGCAAUUGCUUCCCUCAAACGAGCUCUAGGAGCUUUAAACACCUACCUUGCGUCUAAUACAUAUUUGGUUGGACAUGGUGUUACACUUGCCGACAUUGUUAUGGUAUGUGUCUUGGUGUCUGGGUUGACAACAAUCAUGACUAAGAGCUUUACAUCGGAAUUCCCACAUGUGGAGCGAUAUGCUUGGACAUUGGUUAAUCAGCCAAAUUUCAAGAAGAUAUGGGGUGUUGUUACGCAAACUGAAUCUGUUCCACCUGUCGAAUCAAAGAAGCCUGCACAGGCAAAAGAACCUGCCAAACCUAAGCCAAAGGAGGAGAAAAAGGAGGUCAAGAAACAAGAAGUUAAGCCCAAAGUAGAGGAAGAAGAAGAAGCUCCUAAGCCAAAGGCAAAGAAUCCUUUGGAUCUUUUGCCUCCUAGCAAGAUGAUUCUUGAUGAAUGGAAGAGGCUUUACUCUAACACCAAAACCAAUUUCCGUGAGGUUGCCAUAAAAGGGUUUUGGGACAUGUAUGAUCCAGAAGGCUAUUCUCUUUGGUUCUGUGACUACAAGUACAAUGAAGAAAAUACUGUGUCAUUUGUCACUCUGAACAAGGUGAGUGGUUUUCUGCAGCGAAUGGAUUUGGCACGGAAGUAUGCAUUUGGGAAGAUGUUGGUUAUUGGUUCUGGGGCUCCAUACAAGGUGAAGGGGCUGUGGCUCUUCCGCGGGGCUGAAAUCCCCCAAUUUGUGCUCGAUGAGUGCUAUGACAUGGAGUUGUAUGAUUGGACAAAGGUGGAUAUCAAUGAUGAAGCGCAGAAGGAACGCGUGAAUCAGAUGAUUGAAGAUGCAGAGCCUUUUGAGGGUGAGGCCUUAUUGGAUGCCAAGUGCUUCAAAUGAAGAGGAACAAUAUAAAAUGUGCGUACUUAUUCCAUCCAAUGUCUUUAUUUGAUGAAACUGCAUUUUGUUUUUUGAAGUCCUUUUGGGCGGUGGACUUUUAACAGUUAUAUACGUAGCGGCGCACAUGUUAAGUUUGGGAAGUUCAUUUCUUA